AUGAGCGAAGAAGGUCCCCAAGUAAAAAUUAGAGAAGCAACCAAGGACAACGUUGACUUUAUACUUUCUAAUGUCGACUUGGCUUUAGCAAACUCGUUACGUAGAGUCAUGAUAUCUGAGAUUCCUACACUAGCCAUCGAUUCUGUUGAGAUUGAAACUAAUACUACUGUGUUGGCAGAUGAAUUUAUUGCGCAUAGACUUGGGUUAAUUCCAUUACAAAGUGCAGACAUUGAUCAAGUUGUAUACUGUCGUGACUGUUACUGUGAAGAUCACUGUGACCGUUGUUCAGUAGAGCUAAUACUACAUGCUAUCGGUGAGAGUGAAUCCACGACGAACGUUUAUGCUAAGGAUUUGCAGAUUACCAGCGAUUUGAAGGGUAGAAAUAUUGGCCAUCCAAUUAUACAAGACAGAGAAGCAAAUGGUGUAUUAAUCUGUAAACUAAGAAAGGGACAAGAGAUAAGAGUGAAAUGUAUCGCUAAGAAGGGUAUUUCAAAAGAACAUGCGAAAUGGUCACCAUCAGCAGCUAUAGAGUUUGAAUAUGAUCCAUGGAAUAAGUUAAAACACACAGAUUACUGGUACGAACAGGAUGCAAGGGACGAAUGGCCUCAAUCUAAGAAUUGUGAAUUUGAAGAUCCUCCUAACGAAGACGAGGAUUUCGACUACAGGGCCAAACCUAAUACAUUUUACAUAAACGUCGAGUCUGUUGGUUCCAUCACUUCGGAACAAGUCGUCGUACGUGGUAUCAAAACUUUACAGGAUAAAGUAGCCGACAUAUUAUUCUCAUUAAAGAAGAUGGACCAAGAGAAAGUUAAUUUCGCAGCAGGAGCUGUAUCUACGCACGUAUCACAACAAGUGCCGAUGGAAGAAGAUAUGGAUCCUUAUGGAGGGCCAGUAGGAGGCUCAGGAUACGAUGAUGCAUGGUGA
Kluyveromyces lactis is the source of this 924-nucleotide messenger RNA. RefSeq names its product DNA-directed RNA polymerase II core subunit RPB3 (gene RPB3). The transcript has a single exon. NCBI's taxonomy places the organism in Eukaryota, Fungi, Ascomycota, Saccharomycetes, Saccharomycetales, Saccharomycetaceae. Bases 1 to 924 code for a protein of 307 amino acids. Gene Ontology annotation, cellular component: RNA polymerase II, core complex. Gene Ontology annotation, molecular function: DNA binding; protein dimerization activity; DNA-directed RNA polymerase activity. Gene Ontology annotation, biological process: DNA-templated transcription. The record is from RefSeq and is a predicted model, not a curated record.